GCAGCUGCCCAACGCUGGUGGUGGCGAGCCGGCGAACCACCGUCCCUGCCGACCUCACGCUGCUUCGGCUGCCCUCUCAUGGUCUAGCUCGCUGCUUGCGCCUCUCCAGAAGGCGGGCAGCAGCAGCAGGGGCCGGUCUCCAGCAGGAGCAGGCGGCCUCUCUGUCUCCAACAGGCCGGCAGCGGCAGCAGCCAGCAGCAGCAGGUGCAGGGCAGGGGCCUCUCUCCCCAGACUCUUCGGACUCUCCAGCAAUAGCAGGCGCAGGGCAGCAGCCAGCAGCAGCAGGGUAGGGCAGCAGCCAGUAUUAGGCAGGGGUGAGAUUACCCACAUUUUGUCCUACAAAUUAGCAUUUCAAUUGUUUGCAUACGAUUAGUCCUACUCAUGACAGCCUGUGUAUGGAGGCAUGGGCGCGUGAGCUGGAAAAUUUCAUCUCUCGCCUGUAAAAUUUUCACCCCACGCCUCUGAUCCCGCCUGUAAAUAUCUUCUUCCCGCCUGUAAAUCUCAUCUUCCCGCCUCUGCUCCCGCCUGUAAAGAGUAAGCCUGCCACCUUCCGCACACCAUCCGCAACUCUUCGCCGCUCCCACGCACAUCGCGCCACCAUGCACCUCGUGCCUCCUGCUCUCCAGUCCCCGCAACCCUCUUCCUCGCUUGUGCCGGGCGUGGCCCGCGCCUGGGGCUCCUGCGCACGGUCGUCCAUGCGGUGGCGGUGGCCCAGACCGCACCCCUCCUCCUCGCUUGCGCCGGGCUUGGCCAGGGCCUGGGGCUCCUGUCGCCAGCUCCCACGCUAGUGCGCUGUGCUGGUCUCUGCUGCUCGCCGGUGCACACGAGUAGAGGAGGAGCACAGGUUUGGAAAUAAGAGGACUGGUGCUUCCUUCUGGGAAUUGGUGGCAUCCCUUGCUAGCAGCAAAGAUGCCUCCUGGUCGUGGGAAGGUUGGAGUAAAAAAAUCCAAAAAGAACUCAGCUAUCGGAACCACCACCAUUGCAUCCAUACAAACAGAAGCGCCUGAUGCAAUGUAUGCAGAACAAUGCAAGGCUAGAAGAUCUAGGAAUGUAUGCUUUAAGUCGUGAGCUUGAUGAAGCAAGUUCCAUUUCUCAUAAGAAGAAUAAGCCAAGUCAUAAAAAUACUGAAAACUCUGAAUCUCAGUAUGAUCCUUCACAAGAUGACACUGAUGAUGACAAUGCUAAGGGCUCCAAACAACGUAACAUUACAACUGCCUGCAAGUUUGUUGGUGCAAUCAAACUUCGCUCUAAGCGAGUUCUUGCAGAACCAGAAUGUACCAGAAAUACAAGGUCAAAAAAACACACUGCCCGAGCGGAUGCAACUCUUGCACCAAGUGUCAACAUUGAUGGCCACAACCAGGCUACAGUUGGAGGCUAGUUCUAUGUUUCUUAUUGUCAUUCUAUACUGUUAAUUGUAUGAUAACUACACUCACUAGCUGUAGUUUAUUCUAGCUGGUGGCCCUGCGCACUUGGAUGAGAACACCCACGUUGCCGAUGAAGGUCAUGUUGUUGCUCCUCUUGGUGGGCAGAACUAUGCAUGCAAUGAUGAUAAUGGGCAUGUCCAAGCUGAUGGCAACAUGACAAAUGGAGAUGAAGCUGAUGAUGACAACAACUAGAUGCUCAAUGAAGAUGUACAACUAGGUGAAAAUGAUCGAUGGGAAAGGGGAACCAAUAUGGGACAUGGUCUCUAUAGGAUUAACCGAGCUUUGCGUGGAAAAUUGCAAGUUGUCAAUCCUGAAGGGAAGAUAAGGCCCAUGGCACCACUUGUUGCUGCUAAGUUUGCAACUGAAUGCAACAUUGCAGUUAGAAAUCAUGUGCCGGUGUUGAAGCAUUGGAAGGAAUACAAGAAAAAAUAGGGCCUAUUUAAAGUAUUUAUAGGAAGACUUAGUGCAAAGUUUGACAUCAACACGAGUGACACUUCAGUUCAAAAUGGUUGUAACCAAAUGAUGAAGAAUGCAGUUCGGCAACAACGACAUCGGCUCAAGAAAAAGUACUUUAAUCCUUUUCCACUACAUUUGGUGCCAAAAACAUCUCCAAUCAGAUCGAUGACUGAUCAAGAGUGGAAUGAACUUGUGGAAUAUUGGAAAACUCCAAAAGGUAUGGGAGAUAAAUACAAUGACGAAGAACCUGAUGCGUUGGAUUUGUUUAAAGAGUGCCACUAUAGCAAGAAAAAGAAAUUCUACUCGUCUAAUGUGCAGAAAGCUAUAACUCAAAUGGAAAAUGAGUUGUCUACACCAGCAGAAUGUGAAGGACAAAUGUCUGUGACAAAAGUUGUAGCAGAUGUUCUUGCUAAGAAUACAAGGAAGAAUCUGUUCCUUCAAAAUGUGGGGAUACAAAAUUCUUGUCCUAGGUCUAGUGUAAGAAAUAUUGCACCACAACUUGAAGCGGAGAAAAGGGCAAAUACAGACCUUCGAUCUGUUGUCAACACCCAACUUGAGCAACUUGAUGUGUUGUCAAAACAAAUGCAGGAAAGAGAAGAGUUAAGGGUUAGGGAGCAAGAGGAGAUGAAGAAGAGGCAAGCUGAGAUGGAAGCGGACAUGAAGAAGCUUCAACUUUUGUUAAGUAAAAUUCAACCAAGUUAGCUGAAUUGGAUGGUAUGUGGCAAGUCAGAUUUGACAUAGCUUUUGUUGAAACCUCUUUUGUUGAAGUGGAAACAUUCCAUUCUGGUUUUGGUGCUUCAUCAUGUGUGACUCAUGCUGUAAUAUUUUGUUGUUUGUGUGUUGAAGUGAUAUUGGGCACCAAACAUGAUGUUUGUGGUGCUAUAUUAGAUGUAUGGUUGAAGUAACGUAUUAAUUUUCUGUUGCAAUGUUGUUUUGGGCA
This is a messenger RNA of Panicum hallii, 2820 nucleotides long. RefSeq lists its product as uncharacterized. The transcript is spliced from 10 exons. NCBI's taxonomy places the organism in Eukaryota, Viridiplantae, Streptophyta, Magnoliopsida, Poales, Poaceae. The coding region runs from base 1944 to 2582 and encodes 212 amino acids. The record is from RefSeq and is a predicted model, not a curated record.